AUGACACGACCAGAGAUUAUACGAGCAGAUUCGAUUGAUUUGCAAGACCAAAAUGCCCCUUCCGCCCAGGACCACUCGCGAAAACCCCCGAAUGCAGGCCCUAUAGGGGUCGGGUCCCCAGCUUCCCAUCAUGCUGAAGCAUUGCGGGAAGUGGCUGCAGAGGCUGCGGAGCAGAACCAUAGGAGUCCGCGAGUGUCGCGAGAAUGGGCCAACAGUGAGGUGCAGCAGCUUGAACAGUAUGGGGAAGAUGACAUGGUUGCUGCGGUCGGUUCCAAGGUGAAUGGGUCCAACUACCAACAGCAAGAUGCCCUGGCGAUUGCGCAAAAUGGUGGCCUCACGGGAUUGAGUGCGGAGGAUGCUGAAAUGGCGGAUGCAGAGGGUGACGAUGACAUGGAUGAUGAUAUGAUGGACAAGAUUUCAAGUUCUCCGUCAAUCGACGAUGGUGGGUGUUCCCUUCCACAAUUGUGGCCUCAGAGGUCUUCUCCGCUCUCAAAAAGUCCAUCCACUCCUGUGUCGUUUUCACAAGCGUGCGGCGAAAGUUCACCUCCAUUCUUGGAGACGCCAGACUACUUCUCGUUACAAUCCCAGCAUGGACAAGUCGGUAAAGAGAUGAUCCAAGGUGGUCAAAUUCAAUACAAUCAUCAUCUUCCGGGUGAGUAUCCGGACCGCUUGGACGACAGUGAUGGCGACAGCGAUACCGAACUGGACGACCGCCGUCAAGCAGAUGGUAUGGUAUCACCAAGCCCAGCAGAACUCAUGAAGCAGUAUAUCGGCCACUACCACCAAACUUGUGAGCAUGAUUCAUUUUCCGAUGGAUUGCCUGACAGAUGCCUGGACCGACACAAUUCUGAGGACCAGUUCAAAUGUGCCCUGACUUUGCCUUACGACAGUUCCGACGAGGAAGAUGAUGAUUAUGACAUUCCUUACAGUGCUGAUUCUAGAUUUGUUGAUUCGGGUUGGGGUGGAGAAUGCUUACAAGAUACAGAGGAUAUCGAUUUCGAAUUCGUUUACGCCCUCCAUACCUUUGUCGCAACAGUCGAGGGGCAGGCCAAUGCCACGAAAGGAGACACCAUGGUGCUUCUGGAUGACAGCAAUAGCUACUGGUGGCUCGUAAGGGUGGUGAAAGACAGUAGUAUUGGGUACCUACCUGCAGAGCACAUUGAGACGCCAACUGAACGGUUAGCACGUUUAAAUAAGCAUAGAAAUAUUGAUCUCACAUCUACCAUGUUGGGCGACCAAGCCGAAAAGACCAAAAAUCCUCUUAAAAUGGCUAUUCGGAGAAGAAAUGCCAAAACAGUUGCAUUUGCUGCUCCCACCUACGUAGAAGCCUCCGACAUCGACUACUCAACAGAUGAGGAAGAAGACGGCGAGGGAGAAUACUACAGGCAGAAUGGGGAAGCAGAACAAACUGCUGACCAGCAAAAUGCUACUGCUGAUGAGGAAGAUGUUGACAGAGUCGAACCCCUGAAGCCACGUGCCGAAGUAAGAGAGGUUAUAUCGGCUUCAGCUGAGCCUGAUGCUAAAGCUGAGGUGAUGGUAUCCGACGUUAACGAUGACACUACGAGAACAAGCGAUGAGAUCUUUGAUGGAAAGUUGGAGAGCAAGUCAAGGAACGGAACGGUGAGAAAUACAGAUUCGUUCUUCAAGGACGAUACCGUGGAAACCAGGAAGAUUACACUUACGCCGAACCUGCUUCGAGAUGAUUCCAGUGCUUCAACCCGAACAUCAAAUGAUUCUAAAGACUUCAAACAACGACCUAGCCUGGAUAAAGUUGAAAAGGACUCUAGCCCAGAGAAAAGUAAAGACAAGAAGGAUAAGAAGGACAAGAAAGAGAAAGACAAGAAGCCAGGUAUGCUCAGUGGCCUGUUCAAGCGGAAGGAAAAGCGAGCCAAGACGACAGAGGAAGAAGUCGACGAACUCAUGGCCGGGAAGCGGUCAACUGAAAAUGCAAGAGGAUCACCAGUUCCCAGUAAAGAUUCGGACGAUAUCGCAUCUAUCGAAGAACAAACCCCGGUAUCAUCAUCGGAAAUCCAAAGGCACCCAAGUAAGCUACAGAAGCAGCCUCGGAACGAAGUUACAGGUCGCAAGGCAGGCCUUGCGAAAGAGCUUAAGCCUUUGGAGCAGCCUCAGGAUCGGGCAACCCCAGCUGAAUCUGUUAAAGAACCUGUUAAAACACCAUCUAUGCGUCUGGUUGAAUCUGAUCCGGCUGAAAAUUCAGUGCAACCGCGAGACCUUUCACCUGAGCUUGCUCGGGAUCCUACGCCUGUUGCCGUAGCUCCCAAGGAGCACAAAUCUGUUGGUCCUAUCUCGAAGAUACUUCGAUCGGGUAACCCCGAACCAAAACCCGUGAAGCUUAAGAAAGCCAAGGCUCGUGUCGAGCUAGAUGACUUCGAUUCCUCACCAGACAACUCUUCUGUUGAGGAACCCGAACUAGCACCUAGUAAGCAAUUCCAGGCAGCGAUUCCAGGCAGCUUCCCGGAUAGUUAUACAUCAACUCCUGCGCAAGAGAAACCCAACCCGACGGAAGAGAGGUUAUCAGAGUCUCCAGUCGAGGUGUCUCCAAUGACCCCUGUGCAAUCGUACCCACCCCCUCUGAUGGGUGACAAUUCGAGUCAAGAAGAGCCACCCUCGCCUCGGUCGUCGGUUUCGCCUGAGCUUAUUGACGCGGAUGAUGCUCGAGAAAAGAAAGACCAGGCAAGCUCCACGACGUCCGCAUCAACUCCGACGUGGAGCGAUGCUCACCUGCGAACAUUCUUUGACGACGACGCGGAUAUCAAAGACCUACUUGUCGUGGUAUACGACAAGUCAGGUGUAGUCCCUGCUGGGCCGGACCAUCCGGUUGUGGGGAAUCUCUUCCGCGAAGAGAAUGCAAAAUUGGCCGACAUAACCAAUGACGGCUAUCAACACGCAACGGCCGGCCGGCCAGCCAGUGCUUUGACCAUUGACCUUUGGCCUUUGACCUUUGACCGCGGCCACGACUCCAAGCCCAGCCAGCCUGCCAGCGAGCCCAGCCUCAGCGAGUUAGCGAGGUGGAAGCGAACGAGUGCAACUUCAUCAAGGAUCCAACUGCUUCACACCUGGACAGCUCGACAGCUCAACAGCCCAACUCUGUCAACUCUGCCAACCUCGGCCAUCUGCGACCUCAUUAACGACGAGACCACUGUCGCUGCGCUGCGCUGCUUUACUGCUUCGUUGCUUGCGACCUCCCCUCCUGCCGUUGGUGUUCCCCCUUGCUUCAACAUCAGCAUGGCAUUCGAAUCGGGCACCGCGUAUCCAGAGUCUGAUGCGGACGAUGAAUACGAGAGAAGCGUACACGCCAGUUCGCCCGUCCUGGCCACCGAUUCCGAGGCCUCGCCCACCGACUCGGAAGGGCUAUCGUCGAACGAGCAUACUCCGACGACAUAUGGCGCCCAUAGCAGCGGAGAUAGGCUGCCAGAGACUAUCAUCACGGAAUGGACGGCUGAUGAGUGCGCCGACUUUGUAGGCAGUCUAGGCUUGCGCCAAUAUGCAGAACAAUUCUUAGAAAAUGAUAUCGUUGGUGAAUCACUGGUAGCGUUGCUCCAUGACGACCUGAAGCAAAUGGGGGUGACCAGCGUUGGCCAUCGACUCACAAUCCUGAAGAGCGUUUAUGAUAUCAAAAUCAAGCAGGAUAUCCCCCUAGAAAGCGAUCACUAUGUUCCUUUGUCCGCAGAUGCCGAGGCGCAGUAUGCCACGGCAACCCUCAAAGACAUCAAACUCCUCGUCGAGCAACUACGGUUACGAGAUGAGCGGAUGAGCAUCGCGGAGCAGGAAUUGCGACGAAUAACCGCGGAAUACACUCGACUAAGGGAGGAUUUACUCCCUGUAUUUCGAAUGGCGAAAGAAGGACAACCACUCCCUUACCCUUCCACCGACACGAACAAUCAAAUAUCCUAUAACUACGAUACCUCGAACAUCAUCUCCCCACCGGCGCAAACAACAUCCUCUGGACAAUCUGGGGGUGGUGUAUCAAGGAAUCUCUCCACGAAAAAGCUAUUCUUCGAACCACCGAAAAAUGCGUCACCAACCUAUAUGCAAAUAGGCCAAGAAAGGUCUCUGAUGGAACAAGCGCUCGAUCCUGCCAAUGCUGCAGAGCGAGCCGUCCUAUCGUCAUCACAUUUAGCUGCCAUGAACGGCGGCUCGCAACCAUCCAUAUCCCCAGGCCACCCAUCUCCAAACCAGCCUUCACCAACAUCGCCCCCGACACUCAACGGCUCCACCCUUGCCUCUCACUAUUAUCGCUCAGAUCAACCGACUCCCGCUCGUAGCACUUUCGACAACGACCAAUACCAACCUUCAACAUACUCCCGCGAUUCUACCAAGCCCGCUCCCUUACGGCGCGCGCAAACACCUGCUCUCGACACACCCUCCGGUAGCUCCGGCGGCGGCGCUUCAGUAGAAAUAUUCAAAUCCUUCCGCGUAAGCAUGGAGGAUCCAUGCUACAAGGUCCUGCCCGCUGCCCUAAAGAAAUACAACAUCAAUGCACCGUGGGAGCAAUAUGCAUUGUAUAUCGUAUACGGAGAUAAGGAGCGGUGCCUAGGGAGAGAUGAGAAGCCUCUAAUCUUGUUCAAACAAUUAGAUAAGGAGGGCAAGAAACCGAUGUUUAUGCUGAGGAAAUUGCCCGAUGUCGGGCAAGUCAGCGAUGCUCCUGGGAGUGCGGGACUAGAUAGGGGGAUGGGUCGUGCCCAUCAAAACGCGGGGGCGACUUAUGAUCCUCCUGGUGGAAUUAUAUGA
Molecule: messenger RNA, 4752 nt
Organism: Venustampulla echinocandica
Lineage: Eukaryota; Fungi; Ascomycota; Leotiomycetes; Helotiales; Pleuroascaceae
Exons: 8
Coding region: 1-4752 (1583 amino acids)
Biological process (GO): establishment or maintenance of actin cytoskeleton polarity; signal transduction
Cellular component (GO): cell tip; microtubule cytoskeleton
Molecular function (GO): protein binding
Source: RefSeq, a predicted model, not a curated record